GUCUUUUAUUAUUAUUUUAGAUUAUCGGGCGUCACUCAAGUCUGGUAGAUUUUCUAAAUCCAGCUGAAGGACUUCGAUUUCACGUGAUGGGCGUAGACAGUGAUGACGUCAAACCAUCCGGACCUUUGGAGCUCUGAAAGCUCGAGCUCGAUUUUCAACACUCUCUUUGUUUAAAUCUAUCGUACGGUCAGGAAGCUUCCUUUUCCCGACAAAUUGUGUUACAACAUAUUCAAUUGGAACGCUUUGAUCAUGGCAACCCGCACCUCAUCACGUCACGCUGCGCAGAAGGCGAAAGAGGCUAUGGCGGCAACCCCAGAUACUAAGAGAAGAGGGUCCGUUGGCACAAAGCGCAAAGGUUCUCAUGGGAAGUCCCCUGAGCCGAAAAGAGAGAAAACGGAGAAGAAGGCCGAGGAGGCCCCCCAGCAAGUGCCUGAGACAGUAGAAGUUGGCGAGAAACCUGCGGCGCGGCCGGAAGAAAAGCCUGCAGAGGCCCCUGAUGUAAAGCCUGAGGCGACACCUCACAAGAAACCAGAAGAGACACAAAAGGAGAACCAAGAGAAGCCCCAGGAAAACCCAGUGGAAAACACACAAGAAAAACUAAAGUCAGAGGAAAAUCCAGAUGGCACUUCAAUCAAUGGGACUGAGGCUGGGAUGACGAAGACUGAGGAGCGAGAGGAAAUCGUCCCAUCGAACGUCAUUGAGAAAGGUCUAGUCUACUUCUUUUACCGCGGCCGGGUGAAUGUCCCGGAAGCACAUAGUAUGCAGGAUGUGGCGCGAAGCUUUUUUAUCCUCCGCCCGACUCCCCUGGGAUCAGCCGUAGACCGCGGGCAGGGUGCAGCGGAUACUGGUGCAAAAUGCCGGCUGUUGAUGCUGCCGAAGAAGAAGUACCCACGUUCAGGAAAAGAGAGAGAGAUGGGAUUCGUCGAGAAAGCCGGCAUUUCCAUGAAAAAGUUGCAGGACACCUUUAUCCCUGGUGAUUCUUACGAGACAUCUACUCGCGGCAUACGAGAAGUCCCAGAAGCAAAACCUUAUGCAGAGGGUGUUUAUGCUAUUGCCACUACUAAACGAGCAACUCAUCUUGUAUACCACAUCACGCUACCAGAGAAGACUGGGGAGAUCCAGGAGGAUUUUGGACUCAGUGAUCGUGGUAGCUGGCUCAUGCAGUCCAAGAACCCUAAGCUCCCAGGCCCGCCCUUUGCCCGUCUCCCGCAGGAACCUGAAUUCCCUGAGAGCAUCCAGCAGAAAUUCCGAGACCUUCGCUGGAUCCCAACCGAACCUGAGUUGCUUGACUACCCGAAUGCACAGUUUCUGAUGAUAGGUUCAGCAGCCGGAAACCUUGGAAAAGCGGCGACGGCGGAGCCAGGCGAUAAGCGACCAGAGGAGGAAGAGCCGGGAGAAGAAGUAAUCAAGAUGGAAGAUGAGAAUGAGAACAGGAUCGAGGCCUUGGGUGGCGACCACGCGAUCUAUAAAGACCUGGGAUAUCACGCCCAGGACAAAUAUUCCAAACUGGAGACAACCUGGGAUGUAAAACAGGAGGAAUAAUAAGGCGUGGGGAAUUAUCGACCAAGUCUGGUCUGUAGUGCACUGCCAUCCGUGGUGGACAAGUAAUAUUGCUG
Molecule: messenger RNA, 1616 nt
Organism: Aspergillus versicolor CBS 583.65
Lineage: Eukaryota; Fungi; Ascomycota; Eurotiomycetes; Eurotiales; Aspergillaceae
Exons: 4
Coding region: 250-1542 (430 amino acids)
Source: RefSeq, a predicted model, not a curated record